This is a messenger RNA of Cyprinus carpio (common carp), 2688 nucleotides long. It is a transcript of the gene slc43a3b, whose product is annotated as solute carrier family 43 member 3b. Gene Ontology annotation, molecular function: transmembrane transporter activity. Gene Ontology annotation, biological process: transmembrane transport. Lineage: Eukaryota; Metazoa; Chordata; Actinopteri; Cypriniformes; Cyprinidae. The record is from RefSeq and is a predicted model, not a curated record.
GAGGUCCAUAAAAAGAGACAACAAGUAAGAGGGAGGGAUAAGUGGAUGUCUGUACACUUUGUCGAAGGAGUAAGAAGAAGAUUCAGGAGACACUGGAGAAACUCCAAAUCUGUUUGAAAAGAGGGCAGAGGAGUGCAGCAGAGAGAAAGAGGCAAGAUGUUUAGCUGCCAGGGAGGCGGGUUGAGGGUACGGUCCUGGUUUACUCUGACAUCUGGGUUAGUGGAGUGUUUGGGGUUCGCAGGGGCUGUUUUUGGCUGGGCAUCAUUGGUUUUUGUGCUCAAGACCGAAGGCUACUUCAAAAGUCUAUGUGUGAAUACCACAAUAAAUGGAACUGCUGUUGAAGAUUGCAGUAGACAGGAUGAGCAGCUCUCACUCAUUUUCACCAUCGCAUCCUUCAUGAACAACUUCCUCACGCUGCCAAAUGGGUUCCUCUUUGACCACUUUGGUACCACAGUUGCCAGGCUACUGGGAAUAUCGGUUUACACUGCAGGAAUGUUGUUAAUAGCCUUUUCCAGUCCUGUGAACUCCGUCCUCCUCUUCCCUGCUCUGUCUUUCAUUGCUGUGGGAGGAAUUCUGUUCUUGGUGACCAACAUACAGGUGGGGAAUCUCUUUGGCACACACCGGUCCACUAUAAUCACUCUGUAUAAUGGAGCCUUUGACUCUUCCUCUGCAGUUUUCCUCAUCAUCAAGUUGCUGUAUGAGUAUGGAGUCUCUCUGCGAGGGUCUUUCCUUUUCUUGGCCUGCUGCAGUGUCAUUCAUCUGUUCCGGACAUUUGUGCUAAUGCCUCGUACACAUAUCCCAUACCCGCUUCCGGAGAACUACACUUAUGGGAUGAACUGUGGAGGGACUCGGGAUCAUGCAGUUGCAAAGGUCGAAGAGAAAAACAUCCAAACUUCCCAGUCUGAGGAGGAAAUGCCAUUUAAGGAGACUUCUCCUCAAGGCCAAAACACAGACAAAAUUGAGCGUAGUUUCAAGAGCUGUUUGCUUUCCUGGUUCUUCUUGUGGCAUCUGCUGUGGCUUUCAGUGAUGCAGUUGAGACACUACUUGUUCAUCGGGACCUUAAACCCAAUGCUGAAUCAUCUGGCUGCUGGAGACCCAGGCCUCGUCAGUAGAUACACAAAUGCGUUUGCAUUUACUCAGCUGUGUGGGAUCCUGUGUGCCCCCUGGAACGGCCUCAUCAUGGACCGCCACAAAGGAAAGCAGCGAGAACCAGGACAAAGUGAACAAGAGACAGACUUGAAGGCAGCCAUAGUGUCUCUGUCGCUGACGGCGCUGCAGUGUGUGCUGUUUUCAGUGUGUGCCGCCAUCCCCCUCCUUCCUCUGCAGUACCUCACCUUCAUCCUGCAAGUCCUCAACAGAUCCUUCCUGUAUGGAGGAAAUGCUGCUUUCAUCAGUGUGGCGUUUCCAUCUGUACACUUCGGGAAGCUAUUUGGAAUGGUGAUGGCUCUCUCAGCUGUGGUCUCGCUGCUGCAGUAUCCCUGCUUCACCCUCAUUAAAGGACCACUGGGUGGAGACCCUUUUUAUGUGAACAUCGGUCUGACCGUUCUGAGUCUCCUGGCCUUUAUCAACCCUCUUUAUGUUUACCUGCAUUGUAGACGUCAAGCAGCCCACCGACCCAGUUCCAACAAAAGUGCCUCUUCAUAAACCCUCUAGGCAAAGGGCAUAUCAACCUGACCUAUGACUUUUAAAACUGGUUUCUAUUUCUUAUUAGUUUUUCUUUACAAAACUACACAAAGAUGUAUGGUGGAAAGAAAUAUUUUACUAACCUUUCAGUGCCCUGUUUUGCAGAGGUUGACUCUUGACCCUGUGAUGGUAUGCAUUGUGUUAUCUCUGCUGAUCAUAGCAGGCAGGAAAUUGACUACUUCCCCACACUCUUUACUAUUUUUUAUGCACAUUAGUUGCUGGAUCUUGCAAUAAGGAGCAAGCCUUGUGACCAUCAACAUUACACUAAGAAAAUAUCAGAUGAAAAAUGAAGGCACUGGUUAUCUUCCACCAUCCAGUGUACAACUUAAUAGACAACUGUUGAAAAGGAAACAAGUUUUUUAUUGCAAAAAAAAAAAAAAAAAAAAAAAAAAAAAAAAAAUAGGGUGGUUGUAGGAGCCCUCUGCUGGACAUUGUGUGAAACACGUCCUCCUCGGUGCUUCUAAUGAAGUCUGCUGUCUAUAAGAUCUCUUUUACAAAUAUAUCAGUAUUACUCCAAAUAAAGGGAAUUUUUAUAAGAAGUUUAGUGAAAUUGACUGAAUUUGUUACUGUUAUAAUGUUUGUUCAUAACUUCUUGAAAAUCUUGUCAGAACAUGUAAACGUCCUGAAACAUUGCUUCCUGUGAGUUCUUAACGUGCCAUUAACCAAUCGGUGUUGUCAUGAUGUCAUUGUCCUGUAACUUCAGUUUGAUUAGUCACAUGCCAUUUAUGGAACAGUAACUGUUUAAAUAAGUAAAUAAAUAAACGACUGCACUUUAACUAUGGUUCUAUGUAAAGGGGCUGUUACAGGUUGCCAAAAAGUGAAGAAAAAUACAAAUUAGUAGUCCAGACAUGGCAUUAAAAGCUUUGCGAAUCAAAACUUGUUAUAUUUGUUACAGAUGUAAAACACAAUGGGCACCAGCAGAUGGCGCACAAGGUGGUGUUUUUGUACACUAUAAAGCUUUGCACCCAAAUAAAUACACAUGCUAAAUAAAGUUUUUAAAAAAUA